Messenger RNA from Penicillium arizonense, 1455 nucleotides. Its product is annotated as glycoside hydrolase family 88 protein. The transcript has 3 exons. Gene Ontology annotation, biological process: polysaccharide catabolic process. Gene Ontology annotation, molecular function: chondroitin hydrolase activity. Lineage: Eukaryota; Fungi; Ascomycota; Eurotiomycetes; Eurotiales; Aspergillaceae. The record is from RefSeq and is a predicted model, not a curated record. The coding region runs from base 1 to 1455 and encodes 484 amino acids.
AUGUCUCUAGACGACUCACCCAUCACAGAACCUAGCCACAAGCGGGCGAAAACCGAGAGAAAGGACAUGAAUGGGGUAAAUGGUAUUAAAGGCUCACCUCAGGCUCCAUUGGAGCGGGUAACAGAGGCUCUUUUCUCUGCAUCUGUUGAGGCCAAGGUCUGGAGCGUGGCAACUCGCGCAUUAGGAACUCUUAGUCCCCCAGUACUCUAUCCCGAAUACACCGACGCAAGCGGCAACUAUGUCUACCGAACACUCGACUUCUGGACAUCAGGCUUCUUCCCAGGGUCGCUAUACCUCCUCCUCGAACGCGCUAUUCAGUAUCCUCAAUACAAGCCAUUAAUACCCGAUGGCAAAUCGCAAAUCAGACCUCACCACCUCCAGCUCGAGCAUCUAUGCCGUUGGUGGACCACCAACUUACACCAGAAUGCAUUGAAGCGCGACACACAUGAUCUUGGCUUCAUGAUUGCGCCAUGGGCUAUGAAGUCCUGGGAAAUACACCGAGAUCCAGCGGCAUUCAACACACUUAUCAUGGCUGCACACUCCCUUGCAAGCCGGUUCAACGCAACAACGCAGUGCCUUCGAAGCUGGGACGUCUGCAUUACGCAAAAAUACAAAUUCACAGACCCAUCGCGCGACUUCCUGGUCAUCAUCGAUAACAUGCUAAAUCUGGAUCUCCUUUUCUGGGCUGCAAAGGAAACUUCAAAUCGUGCGCUGUAUGAUAUGGCACAGGCACAUGCGCACACAACACGCAAACAUCAUAUCCGCGAGGAUAAAAGUACAUUCCACGUCGUGAACUUCGAUGCAGACACCGGGGGUGUCAAAUCCCGGUUCACGAACCAGGGGUACAGUGACGAUAGUUGCUGGGCUCGAGGACAGGCAUGGGGUAUUCUGGGAUUCAUGCAGACCUAUGAGUGGACACGGGACCCUGUAUUCUUGAACACGGCCAGGGACCUGGCGAAGUACUUCAUUGCGCAUUUGCCGGCUGAUGGCGUGCCAUACUGGGAUUUGACUGCGCCUGUGACAGAGACGAGUCCUCGGGAUACGUCUGCAGCUAUGGUUGCCGCUUGUGGUUUGUUGCUUCUUUAUAAAGCGCUAAAGGGUGGCAUAGAGGCGGAUAACUAUCUCCAGGAAGCGUUCCAGCUCGUUAAUGGUGUUGUCCACACGAAUAUGAACCGGCAAACACUUCAGUUUGGGGUCACCCAUCCCGCACUGCAAGUUGCAGUAUAUCCAGAAGGAUGUAUCGAUGAAUGUGCUAGUGAUGGUUUCGAUUUAUUGUGUGUCUCGCAGAGCUCCAACUCGAUAGUGAACUGCGAGACAAUUCUGGGCGGUGCCACCAUCAACAACUACGAGUUCGCGCCAAGGCGGUGGUCCAACCAUGGGCUGGUGUAUGCAGACUAUUACUUCUUGCUUUUCGGCAAUAUGCUUCUUCGCAUGGGCUUAACCGACCCUAAGUAG